UCCGGUAUGGACUCCGUGUACUCCGACAUCGACAGCAACAGCUGCGACUUCUUCCCGCACACCGACGACGAGGACUCCCGCAGCAGCCUGCGCUCCGCCUCCCCGGAGCCCGAGCAGCAGCUGCAGCAGCAGAAGAAGCGGCGCCGCGGCCGCGCCCGCAGCGAGGCCACCGUGCAGGUGGUGAAGAAGAACCGGCGCUUGAAGGCCAACGACCGGGAGAGGAACCGUAUGCACAACCUGAACGACGCGCUGGACGCGCUGCGCGGCGUCCUGCCGGCCUUCCCGGACGAGACCAAACUCACCAAAAUCGAGACUCUGCGCUUUGCGCACAACUACAUCUGGGCGCUGUCAGAGACCAUCCGCAUCGCCGACCUGCAGGCGGGAAAGACCGGCGACGCCGCCCUGCUGCUGAGCCCCGCGUGCCUCGGCGAAGCCCCGAGUCCCGGCAGCGACGCCUGCUCCUGGAGCUCCAGCGGCUCCUCCUCCUCCUCCUCCCCGGCUUACUGCGCCUCCAGCCCGGGUAGUCCCGCCGCACCGGAGGACUGCAGCUACCUGCAGCAGGACGCGCUGUACGGCUUCCGCAGCUUCGUGCCGGGCAUCUUCUGA
Molecule: messenger RNA, 606 nt
Organism: Toxotes jaculatrix (banded archerfish)
Lineage: Eukaryota; Metazoa; Chordata; Actinopteri; Toxotidae
Gene: neurog1
Product: neurogenin 1
Exons: 1
Coding region: 7-606 (199 amino acids)
Molecular function (GO): protein dimerization activity
Source: RefSeq, a predicted model, not a curated record